This is a messenger RNA of Pecten maximus, 1712 nucleotides long. RefSeq lists its product as uncharacterized. The coding region runs from base 102 to 1037 and encodes 311 amino acids. NCBI's taxonomy places the organism in Eukaryota, Metazoa, Mollusca, Bivalvia, Pectinida, Pectinidae. The transcript is spliced from 2 exons. The record is from RefSeq and is a predicted model, not a curated record.
GUAGUGUGGAUAGUAUAUAACAGACGUCGUAUAGGGAGCUGGCCAGACUAUCUCGACUGGGCGAUGUAAAAAACAAAUGGUCUGUACUGAUAAAUGAAAACAUGACUUUAAAAACUGGGAUGUAUUCACAGACUAAAAGACCCGUAGUCACAGUGUUGACAUCAAGAAAUGUUGUGUUGUUGUGUACUGCCGCUAUAGUGCUGUUUUUGCUGAUGAUGGCAUCAGCCGGACCAUGUGGAUGGCGCCGUUUCCAUAAAUUAUGGCCGACACAAAAUGUUCCCAUCUUUAUUACCGGGGCCGAUUCCAAAACAUACCAGGAUUCAAAAAAAUUUCUAAUGGACCUCUACAAAUUCCAGGAGAGUCGGUACUGGGGUCUCCAGGUGGUAUAUGUUGACUUGGGACUAACGCUGGAUCAGUUACAAGAUUUAAACGAGUUUUGUCUUCCUUGUGAAUGUGUGUUGCGACAAAUUCCGUCAUUACUUCAUAUUAUAGAAUCAACAGACGUGGAGCGCGGUUUUACAGAAGCUAUGAUAAUAAACGUGUUACUAGAAGAGUAUCCCUUUUUUAUGUGGAUUGAUAGCUCUACCAGACUCAACUCGUCAAGACAUUUCACUGAAUUGUUCCAAAAGACUAUUAAGAACGGCUUACAAAUAGCCGUUGGCAAUGACCAUGUAGAUGAUAAAUUUGGUCUAGCACCAAACCAUUUCCAACUCCUGGGAGAAAAUCCUAUAUAUUAUUCGUCUUCGCCGUCUCUUGAUACCAGCUGGAUGUUGGUGGGAGAGUUAGAUCCGAAGCUGGAUGGCGUACUAAGUAAGUAUUUUACCUGUGUGGAACGUUCUUUGUGCUACCGACAGAACAUGGGCGAUAUAUGUCAAUCUAGUCAGGUAAUAUUUUCUGUAAAACAGUGCCAGGAUAUGCUAACGGUCAGUCUCAUCAAGGAAUUCGACCACUGUUACAGAUCGUUUUCAUUUUCAAUGGAGCGUUACGUGGUGAUGGAGAAUUCAAGGUGUGUACAAUCUUCAGCAGCCGGAUACUGACCGAGAGAGAACAUAGAAAUGUUGUUAUUUAAUGGUUAAAUUGGCGUCUUUAAAAAUGAAACAAGGAAUUUCGUCACUCUUGAAUGGAUAUGCAGAUAGCGCAGCGGACCUGCACCCAGCCCAGCGCAGUCAGUAUAUAUGUGCAUUGUACGUGUCCUGGUUGGGGAUGUGUGUAGUAGUGUUAUGUAAAUCCUAACAGCACGGUCACGUCGGAUCAGGAAAUGGAGGCGACAAAAUGUCCAGUUGUCUUCCGAUUGAUAAAAUUGUGUCCAAAUGAAAAAAAAAUAGUGUGCGUCAAUUUAAAGAGAAUCGGUGUUAGUUGGUUUCCGCUCCUAGUUCAGUCAUUUGGGAAAUCGUCGUGUGUAAAGUGCGUGUGUAUGACUGGAGAUAUAUUUUGUUUUAUUUUCUAAGUGAACUUUUUAUCCAUUGUUAAUCAAGAAAGGAACAUCUUAAGGUAGGAAUCAACUGACUGUUCAGUCGUGUUCAUUCUUUUGACGACAUUAGGACGAAGGCAUAAUUCGUGGGACAUGCGAGCACGUCGACUUUAAAAAUAUAACAUUCGUUACAUUUUGGAAUUCAGAGUCAAUCUCACUCACAAUACUGUAAGCGUGAACUAACUAGAUUGACAGAAGGACGAAAGCGAGCGACUCGGACAAAUGUGGAACGAUCGAGAUU